Molecule: messenger RNA, 473 nt
Organism: Polistes dominula (European paper wasp)
Lineage: Eukaryota; Metazoa; Arthropoda; Insecta; Hymenoptera; Vespidae
Molecular function (GO): calmodulin binding
Source: RefSeq, a predicted model, not a curated record
UAUUAAACAAAUAAAAAAAUAAAUAAAUAAAUAAAUAUAUGCACGAUAAAAGACAAAGAGACGACGACGACGACAGGAUGAAAGCAAAUACCGCUGCAACAAAAAUUCAAGCGAAUUUUCGCGGUUAUCGUGUUAGAAAACAAUUAAAAGAAACAAAAUCACCACAACAACAACAACAACAACAACAACAAUUGCAACCUAAAAGACAACAAAGUGAUGAUGAUGAAGAAUCAUUUACAUCAUCGUCAAGUACGUCAACGUUGAAAAGACAAAAUACCAGAGAAGCUUUGGAAGAAAAAUCGGCAACCAAAAUACAAGCUGGUAUACGCGGAUAUUUGGUUAGAAAAAAACAACAGGCUGAACAAUUGGCAGCAACAAGAAUUCAAGCCAAUUUUCGUGGAUUUAGAACGAGAAAAUUACUCAAACAAAAUGGACAGUGAUCAUCCGAAAUUUUGGACUCUAUUUAAAAAGCA